AUGAGCUCUCGUCCACGUCGCUCGGCAGCCGCCAAGGCGAACGAAACGAUUUCCGUUCAUGCCAGAUUGGCUGACUCUCCAGAAAGAAGCGAAAGAAGCAUGUCGUCACGACGAUCUGGUCGCGCCUCAGGCGUGUCUGUCUCGAGAGACGACCAUUCCUCACCAGGAGGCGAUCGCCAUUUAAGUUUGACCGUAAAGCUUCCAUCCAACAAACUUCGACAAGCCACACGAGGAGACCGUGGCUUCGAGGGCGGUGAGAUUGUGUCGGGAAAACGAAAUCGCGGGGCCAAGAAGAGCUACGUUGUUGACUCAAGUCCUGACGAGGACGAGGAGGAAGAAGAGGAAGCAGAAAUCGAGGUGGAGGAAGAUGAUGACGAUGACAUGGAUGUUGAUGCUGAAGGUGACGUUGAAAUGGACUUAGCUCCUCCGACCAUCACCGUCUCCAAACCAGCCCGAUCAAAGCCGGCACCCAGGGCAUCAGCCGCCAAAAUCAUCCAGGAUGACGAUGAUGACGAUGACGAUGAGCUCAGUGAUCCGGCUGAUAGCGACAUGGGUGAUGAGACCAUGGGCUUUGGAGAUGAGACUAUGGCCGACGAUGGCGACGAGGACGCUGAAGGGGAAGAAAUCGAGGUUGCCGGCCCAGAAGUUGACGACGACGAGGAUGAGGAAGAUGACGAAGAAGAUGACGAGGGUGAAGGGGGCGAAGAUGACGAAGACGAAGACGACGAUGGCAACCCAGACGAGUCCAUUGACCUCACGAAGAUGACAAAGCGUCAACGAGCUCGUUUCGAAGACGAGAAGGAGCAUCAGUAUAUGAAGCUGUCCGAUGAGGUUCAAGCCAAGAAGGUUUUCACGGCCGAAGAGCUGUCUAUGCGCCGCCAAGAAAUGGCCCGGCGUCGACGCAACCUGAGUGAAAAGCGAAACGAGGAAGUAAAGAUGGAAACUAUCAACAAGCUGCUCAAGAAACAGGCCCCGAAGGUCAACCGCAAAGCCGCCGCUUCGGGCGAGGAAGCCAACAAGCCAGACCCAGUUUUCAUCCGAUGGGUCAGCAACAAGAGCGGCGUGCGGGUUGCAGUGACUGAAGAGAUGCUUGAUAGCCCGGCCGGUCAGGUUUUUGGUUCUCCAAAACUGCAACCCGGCAAAAUGGUACAAGAGGUUGCCUAA
This is a messenger RNA of Fusarium venenatum, 1164 nucleotides long. RefSeq names its product PAPA-1-like conserved region-domain-containing protein. Gene Ontology annotation, biological process: chromatin remodeling. NCBI's taxonomy places the organism in Eukaryota, Fungi, Ascomycota, Sordariomycetes, Hypocreales, Nectriaceae. The record is from RefSeq and is a predicted model, not a curated record. Gene Ontology annotation, cellular component: Ino80 complex.